CGCCGCCCGGGGCCAGCAGGGUGCGUUGCGCCGCGCGGGGUCUGAGGCGGCGGCUCCGCUCCGCGCCCGCUCCCGGUCCCGCCGCUGCCGGAGAUCUGUCCUUUGCCCAAGGCAGCGAGUGCCCCUGCCUGUGCUGGAGGAGUGUGCCCACCUGCCCAGGAUUCUCCUGUGCUGGGGCCUGGAGCCGAUGGCAGAGAAUGUCAACAACUAACAACAUAGCGCAGGCCCGGAAGCUGGUGGAGCAGCUCCGCAUCGAGGCCGGGAUCGAGAGGAUCAAGGUCUCGAAAGCCUCCUCUGAGCUCAUGAACUACUGUGAGCAGCAUGCCCGGAACGACCCGCUGCUGGUUGGAGUCCCCGCGUCCGAGAACCCCUUUAAGGACAAAAAGCCCUGUACCAUCCUAUAGCUCCGGAUCCCUCCGGAAGGGCAUCCUGCUCCAGCCACUGAAACCCAGCUCCAGCACCUGCCCCCGCGCCCGGGGGUAAACUCUAAAUGUUGGCUUCAAACAGAACUUAAAUUCCCGAAAAAAAACCCAACAAAAACCCAAACCACACCACAGAACAACCAAUUACACGGAGAUAAUAA
This is a messenger RNA of Pipra filicauda (Wire-tailed manakin), 583 nucleotides long. RefSeq names its product G protein subunit gamma 7 (gene GNG7). NCBI's taxonomy places the organism in Eukaryota, Metazoa, Chordata, Aves, Passeriformes, Pipridae. The transcript has 4 exons. The record is from RefSeq and is a predicted model, not a curated record. Gene Ontology annotation, cellular component: heterotrimeric G-protein complex. Bases 198 to 404 code for a protein of 68 amino acids. Gene Ontology annotation, molecular function: G-protein beta-subunit binding. Gene Ontology annotation, biological process: G protein-coupled receptor signaling pathway.